UCCACGAUUUGGCCCGCGGCCAGUUGCGCCUUGAGUGUUGUGCCUGUCUAUUCAAUGGGACACUCACCACCACCCCCCUACUCACUAUUCGCCAUUGUUACGCACAUCGGCGAUUCGUCUGGUGCUGGUCACUAUAUCAGUUACGUUCGUCGGAACCAGAACAAAUGGUACCGAUGCGACGACCACCAGGUAUUUCGUAGCCGUCCUUCCUACCUGUUAUUUUAUCAGCUGACUCAGCUACGGUUAAAAUAG
Messenger RNA from Haemonchus placei, 252 nucleotides. Lineage: Eukaryota; Metazoa; Nematoda; Chromadorea; Rhabditida; Trichostrongylidae. The record is from the annotation of a GenBank genome assembly.